Messenger RNA from Acytostelium subglobosum LB1, 4284 nucleotides. RefSeq lists its product as hypothetical. The transcript is spliced from 3 exons. Bases 1 to 4284 code for a protein of 1427 amino acids. NCBI's taxonomy places the organism in Eukaryota, Evosea, Eumycetozoa, Acytosteliales, Acytosteliaceae. The record is from RefSeq and is a predicted model, not a curated record.
AUGAAGGCAAAUUUGGCAGUGCCUCCCAACCAGGGUAUAUGGCUUGGUUUGGCACCAACAAACAAUGAUUGGACAGAAUGGGGCUGGAUCAACGGAUCUAGUAGUGGCCAAUCUGUGUUCCAAACAUUCCCUCAGCGUUGUCUACAGUAUUGCGCCAACUUUGCAGGCAAUACCAAUCAGGCUACACCAUACAUCUACACCACGAUGGAUGACCCCUAUAACUGGCGUGUGGCCACCGCAUCAAUGACAAUGCUAGUCAUCCUCGAGACUGAGUACAGCACCUUCAUACCAAAGAUAUCAAUGACUGACCCAUACCUAAACACACCUGUCCUCACUGUCUCGGGUCUACCGUUUUCCAGUACCAGUGUUACCUCUUCUCAGCUACUUACGCCGACGAUGACCAGCUACCCAUGCAACAGAGUCAGUCUUCCAAACAACUCGGGUUUCACAUGUGCCUUGCCAACAAUCACAAUAACUGACUAUCUUAAGCCGUUCACAUUCGAGUUGGUUGCCUCCUCGGUAUACUACAACACAACUUAUCGAUUCAACUCACCUUGGGCGAUGGCCAUUAAGUCGGCCAGUCCCAACCUGACCAUCUAUGGAAAGAACUUCCCCAACACGCCCAGCCCAUGUCCCUUCACCGUCGGUUCAGUGCAGUGUAGUGACUAUACCUUCUUACCAUCGAUCGCUGGCUAUCAGAGUAUGGAGAUCUACUUCCCUUCCACUGCACCCACACUAUUGAGUCCCAUUGCCUUCAAUGCCUACCAACAAAAGAGACCCGCAAUCUUACUGGGCGAGCUCUUCUUCUCAUUCUAUGAUCAGCCAAUCACUAUCGAUCAGGUACGCAGCCACUCAUCAUCCAACAACUUGUUGUUGGACACUGGACUCGUGGCAAACAUCGAAUCUCCCCUAGUUAUGUCAUUCAUAUCACAACAGUUCUUUGGAGGUCUACCAUACACUGUUUGGGCUGACAUCAAUGUUACAUCACCAACUUCAUUCAAGUACAAUGGGAAUCUAUUCACACCUCUCAACAGCACUAUCGGUGGCAACACUACAUCUAGAGUGUACCAGUUCGAUUCGGCCUCCAAGUCAUUCAUGGGUGCCAAUCCAGGUGCGACUGCACCCCUGGUCACAGUAUUUGGCAUUGCUAAGCCUGUUGAGGAUCUGUCAAUACCAAAGAUAAGAAUACCAGUCACAGGCCUGACCAACUAUGAUAUACCAAUGAUAUCAAACUAUGCCUCAUUCAAUCCAUCCAUUAGCACCAAUUCACUUGUAGCCAGCCUUGUGUCCCUGUCUCCCAAGAAGCUAGUUGUAAACAUUCCAUCUGGUGGCGGCAGUAAUUAUCCUCAUAGUGUCACACUCUCAGACCUUGAUACCAACCAUGUAAGGACCUUCAUCACCUCAGUCAACUACCUUGAACCCAUAAUAACAAGUGCAGAGUUUGUGUUUCCAGUUGUAUCCAUUCAUGGUACAAACUUCGCCGACCCCAUUUAUAUUCUCCUGAUUGGUGGCCUGGACUACUGUAUCAACAUAAGAGGUACCGAUACACUUUUGACAUGCGACUUUAAAGAUGCGCCUGGCACCAUCACUGGACAGGUCAUGACGCAAGAUCAAAUAUCCAACAAUGUCACAUUCACAACCAGCGACUAUACAUGGGUGAAUAGCAUAUCACCGGCAUACUUGUCACUAGCAGGUGGAACAUUGACAAUCAAUGGCGUGUUCUUGGGAACAUCAGCAGAUAUGCCUGAAGUCAACUUGAUCAAUACCAACUUUUCCGUCAUUCAAUGUCCUAAUGUUCGCGUAGUGACACCAAAUUCUGUGAUCACUUGUGAUGUGCCACCAAUGACAACAGGUACUACAUUUUACUUGAGCGUCAAGCAUGGAUCAUUCCCCUUCAUUGACCACGACCCCAAUUACAAUAUACGUGUACAACUUGGAAUUAUGGAACCCUAUGUAGCAAUGAUUGAUCAAGUUGGAAUGAAGGCCAUUAUUAAGGGUCACUCAUUUGGUUAUUAUUAUGAGACAUGGUCAGUGACAUUGGACAGAGUACCAGUGUUGAACCUGUCAUAUGUCAAUGAUACAUAUUUUACAUUCGACCUGUCCCCAACAAACAAGGCAAAAGGAGUAUUUGGGAUCACUUGGAAUGGUUUGCAACUUGUCAAUAGUUCAGUUAGUUGGGCACCAUGUAUCACAUCAACUUCAUACACUGCCACCUUCAAGGGUGGUGCACAAGUGUUGUUCAUUGAGGAUGCCACCAACACAGACCUAAAGGCAACCAUGAAUGGUUACAAUGUGACUGUGACCAAGACUGCUGCAAACACAAUCUCAUUCGACCUGCCGCCAUUGUGUGGAUAUCAGAUUUUGACACUGGAUAACAUUAAUAUCCCUUACACUGGUAGGAAGAGGGGACAGGGCCAGCAGUUCAAGUAUCCCCCACCUCAAAUAGCAUCUCUGUCGCCUACGACAAAUCAGACAAUGGUACAAGCAGAUGGAUCAUUCUUAACAGGUGUCUUUAUAAAUGGUACCAAACUGAUGCCCAAACUGUACAAUCUCACAUUGACACCGGUGACAUCUCAUGACUCGGACCCAACCUAUGCCUACUUCCUCAUCGACUCGCCCACGUUCCGUUCUGGUUCGGCCUCCAUUGAGCUCUGUGGCAUCGUCUCUGAUCCCAUCUCUGUUCUGAUAAAUCCUAUAGUAUCAACACCUCCAAGACCACCAACCGCAGGUGGACUGGUGACGAUACAUGGCAAGUGGCUGGCACCUGUGUCAUACAAUGGUGAGACGAUACUUUCCUACUUCUUCAACAAUGAUGAGUGUACCAAUGCUAGUGUUGGUAACAACUACAACACUGCCUAUUGUACAUCGCCGCCUGGAACUGGCGCCACAACAUUCAAGAUCAGCAGCAAAGGCAACCAACUGGUCAAUCUGCCAUCAUUCUAUCAUGAGCCAAUCAUCGAGAGCAUAACAUCGACGUACUUUGGCACACCAGGCUUGGUAUCAAUCAUCGGUACCAACUUUGCCAAUGUUGGACUAGCAGUCGCAGUCGGUGGCUCACCCUGUGCCAACCCCAAAGCAGAGGGAGACACAUUGAUCACCUGCACUUACACUUCAGAUGUUAGCACAGCCAACAACACCGAUAGUUUGCCAGUCAAUGUAACAGUUGACAGUUUGGUGGGCAGUGCACAACGAUUCGUAUACAGCAUUGAUAAGUUGGUAUGUUCACAGGGAUGUGUCAAUGGACAAUGUGUUCGUGGCAAGUGUCACUGUGAUAGUUCAUACACUGGUUCCAAUUGUACAUUGCUUCUGGAUAACAAACCUGUUGAGGUGCCAGUAAUCCUGCCAGAGACUACUGUCAUGGGCUCAAACGUAGAUCAUGUAUCUUUCAACAUCAGUGUCAGCACAUUACGGGAGGUGGAUGCUACGACCACUGGCAUCAUCAAGUCAUACAACUUCAAGACCAUCGGAUGGAUCAACAACAGCACCAAUAAUAGCCAAGCCAAUGAUCAUGGUACCACGACUUACAGGUUCAUAGGCACAUUCCCAGAUGAUGCCAACCUGACGAUCACAGUGGACCUGGUUGUGUUUGCCUCGGACCAAGAGUACAACUUUGCCGGCGACCUCAUACCUGCCAAGAGCAACUCUGUCAAGUACAGGGUACAGAUUGAGGGCUGGAAGUUCGCAUCAAAGAACAACAUCCUACAGAUGUUGUUCCUCACUCAAGCUGGCGAGCAAGUUACACCAUGUCGAACACUGUCGUCAGAGUUGGGAGAGAGCACCAGCAACACCAAGAACUCAUUGCGAUCACUCGAGAUAUUCCAAGGCACUGGUAUACUCAACGCAUACUUCUCCGAUCGUCUCAUCGUGGAUGAUCGAGUAGCAUACAGUUUCGUUGAAUUGGUUAAACCAGACGACCCAGCCGCAGCAGCAGCAGCACAGUCAACAACAGAGAAUGGCAACAACGACAAAGUGUUGAAUGUGUUGGUAUCAGUGAACAUACCAUACUUUGAGAGGUAUGGUACCAUUGAUCCAAACUACGAGACAUUGGUCACUGUUGACAAGCUACCAGGUUGUUCAACAAAGAACAAAUGGUUGAUACCUGUUGUGAUUGUAGUGGCGAUCGUUGGUCUUGCCAUUAUAGUACUAUCAGCCUAUAUCAUCAUCAAAAAGAAGAAGUACACCAUUAGACUCAAAGGUAUUGAGCUUAAAGAACGUCUAUCAUCCAAGAACCUAGGUCGUGCGGCAUCCUCAUCAUCCAAUUCACCAAAAGCAUAUCAUAGUUAA